Molecule: messenger RNA, 1861 nt
Organism: Zychaea mexicana
Lineage: Eukaryota; Fungi; Mucoromycota; Mucoromycetes; Mucorales; Lichtheimiaceae
Product: general substrate transporter
Exons: 5
Coding region: 1-1665 (554 amino acids)
Biological process (GO): transmembrane transport; carbohydrate transport
Cellular component (GO): membrane
Molecular function (GO): carbohydrate:proton symporter activity
Source: RefSeq, a predicted model, not a curated record
AUGGUAAACUUAUUGAAGCUCAAAGGUAAUGCUCUGUUCAGAGCAUCCACCGCAAUGGCUGGUGUUGGUUUCUUGCUCUUCGGUUACGAUCAGGGCGUCAUGUCCGGUGUCGUAGCAAACGAUAACUUUAAAUACUACAUGGGUAUGGAGACUGAGGAAGACUACAAUUCUGCCUUGAUGGGAGCUAUUGUCGCCCUAUACGAAAUUGGUUGUAUGGCUGGUGCCUUGUCGACUGGUAAGGUCGGUGAUUGGCUUGGUCGUCGUAAAACGAUCCGUCUUGGUUGCUUUAUUCUCUGCGUUGGUGCUGUUAUUCAAACUGCCUCUGUCAAUGUUGGCAUGAUGAUUUUCGCUCGUAUUUUCACUGGUGUCGGCAACGGUCUGAACACUGCUACCAUCCCUGUAUACCAAGCCGAACUUUCGCCACCCAAGAACCGUGGUGCUCACGUCGCUUUCGAAGCAUCUUUGCUUGCUUUCGGUGUCGGUAUUGCCUACUGGCUCGAAUUUGGUCUUUACUUUGUCCAUGGUGAAUUCCCAUGGAGAUUCCCGUUGGCUUUCCAGAUGGUCUUUGGUAUCAUCCUCGGUGUCGGUACUUACUUCUUGCCCGAAUCCCCACGUUGGUUGCAGAGCCACGGUCAUGAGGACGAAUGUAAGCUUGUCUUGGCUCGCCUCUGGACCGAUGAGGAUACCACCCAUCCUCGCUGUGUCUCCUUGUGGGAGGAAAUCCGCGACGGUAUCGAGCUUGAACGCCGUGAAGGUAUCAGAUCUUACAAGGAACUCUUCAGCAAGGGUAGAAUGAACAACCGCUACCGUGUAUUCCUCGGUAUGGGUGGUCAAUUCAUGCAACAGUUUGGUGGUAUCAACGUCAUCUCGUACUAUCUCACGGAUAUUUUCUUGCAAGCCGGUAUGAAUCACGCUAUGGCCAUGUUGAUGGCCGGUGUUGAUUCCAUCUUUUACUUCCUUGGUGCUUUGACUCCUAUCUACACUGUCGAUCGUUAUGGUCGUCGUUUCCUCAUGUAUGCCGGUUUGAUCGGUCAGGCCGUCACCCUUAUCAUUGUUGGUGCUGCUCAGUACUGUGUCGAACGUGGUGACACCCGUGCUUCCCCCGCCGUCAUUGUCUUUGUCAUCUUGUACAAUGCCAUCUUUGGUGCUGCUUGGUUGGGUCUUGCAUGGCUCUAUCCCUCUGAAAUUUUCCCCACUGCCUUGCGUGCCAAGGGCAACAGUAUGAGUACUGGCGCAAAUUGGCUUGGUAACUUUGUUGUUGCUAUGAUUGCCCCUGUUCUUUUCGAAUAUGCAAAGUACUGGACUUUCUUGUUGUUUGGUAUCCUCAACGUCAUUUUCCUGAUCCCUAUCUACUUGUGGUACCCCGAGACCAACGGCAAGUCCUUGGAAGAAAUCGAGGUUCUAUUUGCCACCGAAGACUUCAAGGCCGAUGCUCGCUCCAUUGCUCCUUCGAUCGGUGCUUCUUCUCAGUAUGAUGAAAAGCGCGGUGAUGUCGAGCGUGGCUCCCGCGUCCCUAGCGUUGCUAGCCGCCCUGCAUCGCGCCGCAUUCCAAGCAAUGUCUCUGUUCCCCAGGACGGUGCCAAAGAGCAACCCGAUCCUAGCUCUGCCGCUGGUCAAGUCAAGCAAGACUAUGACGAGAAGGCCGAUGGUCCCAACUACAAGUAGAAAACAGUUAUAUAGUUCUAUCUCUAAUUUCUUCUCUCUCCACACACUGCCAUAAUCACUCUUGUUCAUUUCUCCUCUCCUCUGCAAUUACCCUUUCUCCCUUUUACGUUUAUCUCACUUAUAGUCUUUUUUUAUUGUUAAUCCGCUUAUAUCUUGGGGCUGUGCCCUUGUAAUUUUUUAUCAAAUACAAUAUUAU